This is a messenger RNA of Homarus americanus (American lobster), 453 nucleotides long. RefSeq names its product pro-resilin-like. The record is from RefSeq and is a predicted model, not a curated record. Gene Ontology annotation, cellular component: extracellular matrix. Lineage: Eukaryota; Metazoa; Arthropoda; Malacostraca; Decapoda; Nephropidae. Bases 27 to 434 code for a protein of 135 amino acids. The transcript has 4 exons.
CAGAGAUUUUGUGGAUCUUCGCUAACAUGUCUUUCAAGGUAGUGGUGGCGGCAGUGAUGGUCGGGCUGGUGGUGGCGGCCCCCCAGUACGACUACGAGCCCCCCCAGGCCCCCUCCUCCCUCUACGAGACCCCGGCAGAGUCGGUGCAGGAACCCGUGCAGCUGUACGAGGCGCCCUCUAACAAUGUGCUCAUCGCCCAGCCUCAGAACCUCGUCCCCGACGUCGUCAGUCCCCCGCAGAUGGAAGGGAUGCCUUACGACUUCCAGUGGGGGGUGGAGGACCAGGACAGUGGCAACGCCUUCAGCCACGUAGAGAACAGUGACGGCAGCACCACCCAGGGGGAGUACCGCGUCCUGAUGCCCGACGGUCGUACUCAGGUGGUGACCUUCUACGACAACGGCGACGGCUUCAACGCUGAGGUCACCUACGAGUAACUGACCCCUGAUGACCCCG